Paramuricea clavata is the source of this 3548-nucleotide messenger RNA. Lineage: Eukaryota; Metazoa; Cnidaria; Anthozoa; Malacalcyonacea; Plexauridae. The record is from the annotation of a GenBank genome assembly.
AUUAGAAAUUGCCUCAAGAAUAUAGCUGUUACCUUACAAUUUGAAGGCGCAAGAGAUCUUUUUAAGCUUCAUACGAAAGACGUUAUUGAAAAACUAAAGGUAUGUUUAUCUAUAUAACUCCAACGCGUAAAGGCGAUCAAUAAGAAGGAGAAUAUGCAUAUCAAAGUAUUCAACUGUUCAAUCAUCGUUUGAAUAUGCAAAAAGUUGCCCUAAGAACAAUUAGUUUAUACAUAGGUGAUCAUCUUUAAAUCAGAAAAUAUACACAAAACAAAAUAUGCUAGUACAGAAGUCGAGAUUUUUGGUAUCUCGUUGGAUAGAGGAAUUUUGUAGAUGGAAAUUGCGAACUGAAGAUUAUGUACAGUUUUAGAACAAACCAGGAGCAGUUGGGAAAAAUACAACUAUAGGGCCUCUGGUAGGAAUCGAACCCGCAACUGAGCUGCAGGGUCCAGUUGUCGAGCUCUGACUGGGUGAUGCCAGUAUACGGUAUAGCCUAUGGGUAAAUAUCGAGCUUAUUCGCCUAAUGGAAAACAGGCUUACCAUGCCCCUUAUUUUUUGUUCAGGAAAGUCAUACAUCAUGGACAAGUCACUCCUCAUCCCGAUUGUUGUUUAAUACGCUGCUUUUGAAUGCGGGUCCAGUCGUUGGAACAUUACUUUCAGAUAUCGUACCCAUGUUCACAGUUUGCCUUAAUCCAGAAAAAGACCCGGAAUUAAGACUGAAGUAAGUUUGGUCACAUUUCUCAACACUAGUGGUGUUCGAGGCACAACUGUUCAAUGCAUAUGCCUUUCAGAUCUGUGACCGGGAUGUAAUUCAUGCCACAUCGGUCGCAUGUGAGUAGAAAGCUUUUAAACUGGCUGUAUCAAAUAUCGCAGACUUUUUCCAGACCAAUAAAGAAUACGGUCCUUAUUGUUUUAUCAUCCUUCAGCAACAUUGGGCCACCUACCCACCCCUACCACCUACCUAAUAAGUGAUACCCACCUACCUUUCUACCCACCUACUUAAUUCCUGCCCAUCUGCCUCCCUACCUAAUAAGGGAUACCAACCUACGUUCCUACCCACCUAACUCCUUACCCACCUCCCUACCUUCCCACCCACCUACUUCCCUACUUAAUAAGAGAUACCCACCUUCCUUCCUACCUCCCUACCUAGUAAGAGAUAUUCACCUCCCUACCUAAGGGAUACUCACCUCCCUAUAUAAUAAAGGAUACCCACCUACCUCCUUCCCUUCCCAUACACACCCAUCUACCUCCCUCCCCACUUAAAAAGGGAUAGAAUCUCUUACUGGACCUUCAUGGAGAACAGUUUAGAACUGCAUGAUAUGAGGAACUGGUAGAACAAUCCAGUCUGAAUAAAGUUAGUAUAAAUUUUGGGCACUCCGGUUUCCUCUUCUGCAGUAACAAUGGAAGACUUUGCCCUAUUAACGCCUUGGGCCCUCAUUCCCAGCUUUGGCUACUUCUCAGAAAGCUAACACAUCUUCUCACAACUGGUGUUUAGGUUUUUCUCGUUGCUAUCAAAACUAUCAGUGGACUCGGCCAACACCAUCAACUCCACAAGCGAGUUUCCACAGCAUUCCCGGACAGUUCUCGUUGAUUGUAUAAUACCAAAUCUUGUGUGGAGAGCUGGAAGGUAUGUUAGGACUCCCUCAGACCAAGUGACUUGACUUAGACUCACACCAAGUCACUUGAAUUAGACUCAGACCAAAUAACUUAUGACCUGACUUGGAUUCAGACCAAAUGACUUGUGACUUGACUUGGACUCAAACCAAAUGAUUUGACUUGGACUCAGACCAAAUGAUUUGUGAUUUGACUUGGAUUCAGACCAAAUGAUUUGUGAUUUGACUUGGAUUCAGACCAAAUGAUUUGUGAUUUGACUUGGAUUCAGACCAAAUGACUUAUGACCUGACUUGGAUUCAGACUAAAUGAUUUGUGACUUGACUUGGACUCAGACCAAAUGAUUUGUGAUUUGACUUGGAUUCAGACCAAAUGAUUUGUGAUUUGACUUGGAUUCAGACCAAAUGAUUUGUGAUUUGACUUGGAUUCAGACCAAAUGACUUAUGACCUGACUUGGAUUCAGACUAAAUGAUUUGUGACUUGACUUGGACUCAGACCAAAUGAUUUGUGAUUUGACUUGGAUUCAGACCAAAUGAUUUGUGAUUUGACUUGGAUUCAGACCAAAUGAUUUGUGAUUUGACUUGGAUUCAGACCAAAUGACUUAUGACCUGACUUGGAUUCAGACUAAAUGAUUUGUGACUUGACUUGGACUCAGACCAAAUGAUUUGUGAUUUGACUUGGAUUCAGACCAAAUGAUUUGUGAUUUGACUUGGAUUCAGACCAAAUGAUUUGUGAUUUGACUUGGAUUCAGACCAAAUGACUUAUGACCUGACUUGGAUUCAGACUAAAUGAUUUGUGACUUGACUUGGACUCAGACCAAAUGAUUUGUGAUUUGACUUGGAUUCAGACCAAAUGAUUUGUGAUUUGACUUGGAUUCAGACCAAAUGAUUUGUGAUUUGACUUGGAUUCAGACCAAAUGACUUAUGACCUGACUUGGAUUCAGACUAAAUGAUUUGUGACUUGACUUGGACUCAGACCAAAUGAUUUGUGAUUUGACUUGGAUUCAGACCAAAUGAUUUGUGAUUUGACUUGGAUUCAGACCAAAUGAUUUGUGACUUGACUUGGACUCAGACCAAAUGAUUUGUGAUUUGACUUGGACUCAGACCAAAUGAUUUGACUUGGACUCAGACCAAAUGAUUUGCGAUUUGACAUGGAUUCAGACCAAAUGAUUUGUGAUUUGACUUGGAUUCAGACCAAAUGAUUUGUGAUUUGACUCGGACUCAGACCAAAUGAUUUGUGACUUAACUUGGACUCGGACCAAGUGACUUGUGAUUUAACUUGGACUCAGACCAAAUGAUUUGUGAUUUGACUUGGAUUCAGACCAAAUAUUUGUGACUUGACUUGGACUCAGACCAAAUGACCUGACUUGGAUUCAAACCAAAUGAUUUGUGAUUUGACUCGGACUCAGACCAAAUAUUUGUGACUUGACUUGGAUUCGGACCAAAUGACUUGUGAUUUAACUCGGACUCGGACCAAAUGAUUUGUGACUUGACUUAGAUUCAGACCAAAUGUUUGUGGCAUAAACUGUCUGGAUUACAAACCUUAAAUCAUUAUCCAUGAUAUAUUUGUAUUAACAUGACUGUUGUAAUUGAUUCUCACUAGGGUAGCCAUUGCCAUACGUACGGCCGCAAUAUCUACUUUAUGGGCAAUACUUCAUGCUGACCUGUUACCUGUCGAGACUUGCAAUAGCACAUUGAAAGAUCUCUUGACACAGGUAACUACACUCGCUUGUAUUAUGAUCUAAAUAUUCAAUCAGAUACCGUUUAACCAAAAGGUAAUUUUGUAUCGGGUUGGUUAGACAAAGCAAAACUGUUCAUUUCUUGUUCAUUUUUUUAUCAUGCAGAUUAUCUCGUGUCUGGAUGACCACAGCGCCACAACGAGGUCAAUUACCUCUCAAGUUUUAGAGAAAUUAUUGACGCUUUGCAAAGAUCAUUAUAACG